Molecule: messenger RNA, 3735 nt
Organism: Pomacea canaliculata
Lineage: Eukaryota; Metazoa; Mollusca; Gastropoda; Architaenioglossa; Ampullariidae
Product: myosin-14-like
Exons: 30
Coding region: 536-3253 (905 amino acids)
Biological process (GO): synaptonemal complex assembly; chiasma assembly; meiotic DNA repair synthesis
Cellular component (GO): synaptonemal complex; transverse filament; male germ cell nucleus
Molecular function (GO): double-stranded DNA binding
Source: RefSeq, a predicted model, not a curated record
AAAAGGGUGCGUGAGCGGGUAUAAGGCGAUCAUGCUCAAGGGAGAGAAGUAAAAGUUAUUUCCGCGGCUCAAUUUAAAACGCCGAAAAGCGAACGAGCAGACGACAUCAAAUUGCAGGCGUUCUGGAUUCGCAAAAUUAUGACUAAAUCCUUUUAACGGUUGGGGCUCUGACAAUGCAGAGGCAGCAUCAAAAGUUGCAGCUUUUCAAACCUGUAACGAUUAACGAUCGUUCAAACCAAGUAACUGAUAACAACUGCUUGUCCAGAUUAAGGGGCAGUGAACCAUUUCAAAGGAUGAGCCAGCAGCACUCAGAGGAGCAGGAGAUGCCACUGGGGACAGAUCGUCUCACAUCGUUGCAUGCCAAAUUACACCAAGAGGCUGAUAAGAUUCGCAAAUGGAAGACACAGACAGAGAUGGACAUGAAACAAAAGGAUAAAAAACUGAAUGAGGCAACCUUGACUAUUGAGUCCUCAGAAAGUCCAUCUUGGAGUUACAGUUGGAAAAUGAGAACCUAAGCACAAAGCUUCAAGAUGAGAUGGUGAGCAAGGAGGAAGUGUUUCAAAGGAUUCAAUAUACACAUGAGCUGAUAAACCUUCUGAAACAUCAAGAGGAAAAAUUGGAAGAGAAACUUUCAAAGUGUGAAGCUGAGCGAACUGAACUUAAGUAUUUUGCAAAAGAGCAUGCAUGUCAGUUUGAGGAAAUGUGUGAAAAAUUCAAAAAAUUGGAGUUAGAUGCAAAUGAAGGAAGAGAGCAGCUCCUCAGGCAAGUUCAAGAAGAACGAGUACAGAGAGAUACUUUGGAGGAAAAAAUGAACUGCAAACUUUCACAGACAUUGUCUGAAGUUCAUUCAUUGAAGAAUGAAAUACAAGAGAAAUCCUUAGUUCUUGAAGAAACAAGGAUUGCAUUACAGGAGAAGACUGACAUGACAGAAGCAACUAAAAAGCUAUUGGAGGAAACACAACAGCAAGUAUGCCAGCUGUCCCAAGACAUAUCAUCCAAACAAGAAAAAUUGGAGCAGCUUACUGCUGAAUUACAAAGCAUUCAGGCUGAACGAGACAGACUGGCAUCUGAGUUAGAUGAAGAAAGGGAAAAAUUAGGGCAGUCCAAGAGGCAGGAAGACUCAGUGCAGGAAGCUCUCAAUAACUCUGUGGCCAUCUUCAAUCAGCGCCAGGACUCAAUGCAGAAGGAGAUUGAACUACUGAAGUAUGAGCUGGUAGAGGAGCAGAAGAGGCUUAGAGAAGCUAGGGCACAGCUGGCAGAGAGUAUGUCCUUUGCAGAGAGUAUUAAAGGUUCACGGGAUGUUUUGCUGCUGGAAAAGAAGGAAAUGGAACUCUGUUUGGAGAAACUCAAGACUGAGCUGACUGAUCUCCAAAGUGAAAAGUACAAAAAUAAGGCUGAGAUUAGUUCUUUGGAGGUAGAAGUGGAAAGUUUGCAGUUACACAUUGAGCAGGAGCGUCUGGAAGCUGCCAAAGCUAAAGGUGAAGUUGAUGAAGCCAAACUAAAAUGUGCAUCCUUAGAAAAAGAAAAUAAAACACUUGGUGAAGAAACCAAAAAACUGAAGAAUGACAUUGCUGCUCAAAAGAUGAAACUAGAGACUGUGAACGCGUCUUGUGCUGACGAAAAGAAACGUAUACAAGAACUACAGCUUUCUGUUGAAGAACUGACAACACAGCUCCAUCAGAAAGGGUUGCAAAUGGAACAGCUCAAAACACAGCUAAAAGAAAAUGAAGACAAAUUAUCAAGCAAAGAGAAUCUGUUGGCUAAUGCUGAAAGUGGACUUGUCAACCUUCAAAUGGAAUUAAAGAACAUUAUAGAAGAACGAGAUGCUGCCAAAAUACAAAUCAUGGAUUUGGAAAAGAAAGCUGAGGCAUGGAGGAAUGAGAGUGAGUUGGCAGAAGGAAGACAUGCUGACAUUGCCCUGCAGAAUGACCUGCUACUGAAGGAGACAGAGAAGAGAGAUCGAGCACAGGCCACUGAGAUGCAGAAUCACAUUGAAAAGAAUAAGCAGCUGCAGAAGCAGGUAAAAGAUCUACGUGCAGAACUGAAGGAACAAAAUAAGCAUGUCAAAGAUGUGGAGAGAGAGAUGAAGUCUCUGCAAGGUCGUCUAACCAAACAGGAGAAGGCUGAGGGGGACAGAAAAAGAGAAGUGGAAUACCUGAAGCAAGAGCUUGUGUGUAAUGAGCAGGCUAAGGAGGAGAGUGAAAACAUCCUGGUCAAGCUACAGGAGCAGUUGGAGCAGGAAAAACAUGCUCUUCACAAACAGGCACAACAGAUUGAGGAGUUAAAGUCACAGACAGCAAAGGCUCAGAAAGAGAAGGCUGAGGCUGUGCUCCAAUGUGACAGACAGAUCAUUGAGAUGACUGCCACAUUGGAGAAGUACACGCAGGACCAUCACAAGUUCCUAGCUCAGAAAGACAAAGAGAUUGAGGAACUUCGUCAAAAGAAUAAUGUACUGGUCACUCAAAAACAGAAUAAUCCUCAUGGUUCCGGAGGCCACAAGGAAACUGAGGAGAUGAAAAGAAAAUUGGCCACCUUGAAUUGUGAACUUGAACAAGCACAAAAACACAUGAAGGAAAAGGAGACAGAGGUCGAGACACUGAAAUCUCAGCUGACACAACAGGAACAAAUCGUACAGGAAAUGAAGCAGAAUAGUAUGUCCUUGACUCCUGCUCUUCACAGUACAAGUGCCAUGGAUGUUGAUGAGAGAAGAAUGGGUGAAAUACCUUGUACUCCUGCCCGCACAGUAAAUGAUGCUCAGCAUGGCAUCCUGCGUCAGAUUGAUUCUGUCAGCAAACGCAGAAAAGUAGCUUUUAUCUCACCAUCUGUGGAAAAUAUUGAAACCUUUGAUGUUGACACAGACUCUUCCACAGAACUUGAAAUUGAGGCAGAAGCAGUGAUGAAUCACACCCAGAGAAACCAAAGGACACCCUUGCGUCUAUCCCAUUCACCAGCUGGAAGAGGGCUGCUUAUGCCAGUACAUCCCUCCCUUGCAAACGCAGCUAAGUCCUCCAAAUCUUUAUGCAAAAUCAGCACUGCUCAUCCUCGCAGUGCACGAAAUCUCACUCCAGAGCUUUCUCCCAAGUUGAAGCAACUGGCAAGGACUCCUAACAGGCGGAAAACCAACAUGAGGACAUCAAAAUUCUUUCGAUCUUCACCCAAGGAGAGAAUCAGCAUAAAGCAGAAAGAACCUGGCAAGGAACGACUGUCUUGGUUUGAUGAAGAUGUGGUGUAUGGUUUUGGUUCUGAAGACUAACAGAGGCUGCAAUUUGUACACAGUUUUUAAAAAAAAAAAACUGAACCAUAUAAUAGAUAUUUGCAUACUUGUUUUGUUGUUUUCACAUUAUGACAAGGCGUUAAGAGUUUUUUCCAAGAUUGUAUCUUCUUCAUGAAGUAUAUUUUAUGUUAUCCAAGAAUUAAAAUGUUUUCUGAAUUUAGCCUUUGGUUAAAAUAUGAGUGUGUGUAUGCAAGUGUGUGUACAUGCACACAGUGAAAUGUUAUAUUUAUUUAGAACAUUUGCUUUAUCCAACUUUUUAAUAAAAGUUACUUCUCUCAUAGCACAAUGAAAUGCAAACUGUCAAACAGCAUAAAAAAAAAUCAAUGAGUUUAUUGCAUCUGGUAAUUCAUAAGAUAGUCAAUGAAAAGGUCUGCCAUAUGGAUUCCACAAAGGCUUCAAUAUAAAAGGCCCGUAGUCAUAUAUAAAUAGUUGUGCCAUUUACUCAGAAUCUUGUGGAGAAU